GACCGUUGCGUCAUUUCCGGUAGUGUGUGUGUGUGAGUGUGAUGGCGGUUGUGUGCGCGCUCCGUGUAUAUCGCAGUGUGUUAAAGGAGCUUCGGCAUCUGCAGGGCUCCGAAUACACACAAUCCAUGGCCUACACACACCUGAGAGAGCAGUUCAGAAACAACCAGGUGACAGGUGAGCGUUACUGCCGUGCUCAGAGAGAGGCCUUGCACACCAGUCAGGUUUACCUGUGUCUGCUGGAAUCCACACGCCUCCACUUGGAUCUUCAUCAGCAGUACCACGCACGGGGCGAGCGUGGGCCAGAUGAAGUGGCCAGACUGGUGGGGCUGCGACUGCCCACACAGCCAGGCGGCAAGGGCUGGGAGAAGUGACGAAGAGGAGAAAAGAAUGAAGAAGGAUGGUGGACUAGACUUUAAGCUGGUCCUGAGGCUCUGAUUGAAGGGAAAGAAUAAGAAGUCUUUUAUUUCACUGACUGCGAGUGAAUCUCGGAUGGCUCCAUACUGCCUAUAGAGUGGCCAUUCAGGAUUCAGCUGUAGUCUCUAUUGGAUAUGUAAUGCACUGUUUGGGCGUAAAAGCCAUAGCUUCAAGACAUACUGCACUGUAUAGGAAGUAGGGAGCCACUAGAGACGUAGCCUGUCUUGCUAAGGCUCCUGUGUUGCUGUAAAUGAGCAGAUUUCUAGAUGUUUGUCUUCACUGGAAAAUUAACUAAAACAUUUUUGUCGCUCCUUUA
Colossoma macropomum (tambaqui) is the source of this 730-nucleotide messenger RNA. RefSeq names its product formation of mitochondrial complex V assembly factor 1 homolog (gene fmc1). Gene Ontology annotation, cellular component: mitochondrion. NCBI's taxonomy places the organism in Eukaryota, Metazoa, Chordata, Actinopteri, Characiformes, Serrasalmidae. The transcript is spliced from 2 exons. The coding region runs from base 42 to 371 and encodes 109 amino acids. The record is from RefSeq and is a predicted model, not a curated record.